AUGAGUUCUCAAUCCAAUAAAGGCCUCUCUACUAAAGAACAGAUAAAACAAUCAAAGGAAUUAAUUACAAGACACCCUAAUGAAGGGGACAUCACUGAAUUCAAUAAGAAAGUAUCAAAUGCUAAUGGAUGUUUUUCCUUGAGGAACAAUCUGUUUUUCUGGAUCAAUAAGAAGCAAGUAUGUGCUUCUUGGUGUACUGCUGAAGCUGAACUUAGGGAAAGAAGAGAAAGUUUCUCUAAACAAAUGUUGAAGGAAUAUAAUGUCAAGCAAGAUGUGAUGACAUUACAUGGUGAAAAUAUUAAUUUUAUCACAUAUCUCAUUCAACAUGGUUGGAACAAGAAUCUUGAUAGUCCUAAUCAACUAAUCAAGAAUCUUAUUGAAGGAAAGGUUCUUACUCUGGAGCAUAUGGGCAACAAGGAACAACUUAGUGGCUGUUUUGUUGAAGGAAAUGUAUUAAGAAAUGCGUUUCGGUGGAAAGAAACUGUCGGACCUUGGGAGAACAGGCUCGGACACUACGGUGAUGUUUGGAACUAUUGGACCGAUGAUGGCUUUGGUUUCUAUGAGGGUCUCCAACUAGCAGAAGACCUAAAGGCACUUCCUAUAUGGGUUUUUAAUAAUGGUAUCAGUCAUUCUGAACAGGCUAACAUAUCCAACAUUUUUCCCUAUGUGCAAGAUGCUCUUGAUGGAAUCGAGUUUGCAAGACGAAGUCCCACUUCAAGGUGGGGUUCCGUUAGAGCUUCUAUGGGACAUCCUACUCCUUUUGACCUUAGAUAUGUUAUUGUCGGAAAUGAAGACUGCGAAAAUAAACUAAUACCUAUCUACAAAGGAAGUUAUCAUCUCUUUUAUGAUGCAAUCAGGAAUGCCUACCCAGACAUCCAAAUCAUUUCAAACUGCGAUGCUUCUCAUAAAGCAUUAGAUCAUCCGGCUGAUUUAUAUGACUAUCAUGUAAGAUCUAACAUUCAACAGUUUAAACAGUUUAAGUAG
This is a messenger RNA of Vicia villosa (hairy vetch), 984 nucleotides long. RefSeq names its product alpha-L-arabinofuranosidase 2-like. The coding region runs from base 1 to 984 and encodes 327 amino acids. Gene Ontology annotation, molecular function: alpha-L-arabinofuranosidase activity. The transcript has 5 exons. The record is from RefSeq and is a predicted model, not a curated record. NCBI's taxonomy places the organism in Eukaryota, Viridiplantae, Streptophyta, Magnoliopsida, Fabales, Fabaceae.